Messenger RNA from Octodon degus (degu), 3759 nucleotides. RefSeq names its product cyclin and CBS domain divalent metal cation transport mediator 2 (gene Cnnm2). Gene Ontology annotation, cellular component: plasma membrane. Gene Ontology annotation, molecular function: magnesium ion transmembrane transporter activity. NCBI's taxonomy places the organism in Eukaryota, Metazoa, Chordata, Mammalia, Rodentia, Octodontidae. Bases 230 to 2761 code for a protein of 843 amino acids. Gene Ontology annotation, biological process: magnesium ion homeostasis; transport. The record is from RefSeq and is a predicted model, not a curated record. The transcript has 7 exons.
CCGGCCUGCCUGUCGCGGGAGCGGUGGGCACUCUUCUCCACUCGUCCUCCCCCGCCAGCCUCUAGGUUCCUUCGCCCGCCCGGGCCCAGUCGGCGUCAGUCAGGGAGGCGGACGCUCCGUCGCCGUCUCGCCCCGGGGCCGGUGUUCGCGCCGCCGGGGGGAAGGAUGCAGCCGCUGCCGGAGCAGCCGCCCCGUGAUUGGCUGUGGAGCCUGUGAACCCGGAGUAAAGAUGGCGGGCGGGCAGGCCGCCGCCGCUCUGCCCACUCGGAAGAUGGCGGCGCGCCGCGGCCUCAUCACCCGCGGCCGGGGGCUCCUGCGCGUGGCGGCUGGCCGGCUGCUGCCGAUGCUCCUGCUGGGCUGCUGCUGCGGUGCGGGCAGCUGCGUGGCGGCCGGCGAGAGCGAGGAGACGGUGAUCAUCGGGCUGCGGCUGGAGGACACGAACGACGUGUCGUUCAUGGAGGGGGGGGCGCUGCGGGUGAGCGAGCGGACGAAGGUCAAGCUGCGGGUGUACGGCCAGAACAUCAACAACGAGACGUGGUCCCGCAUCGCCUUCACCGAGCAGGAGCGCAGCCGCCACGGGCCGGGCGCAGGCGAGCGCACGCUGGGGGGCCCCGCGCCUCCCGAGCCGGACGGCGGCCCGCAGCGCUGCGGCAUCCGCACCUCGGACAUCAUCAUCCAGCCGCGCAUCGAGCUUAACCGCCGCACCUCUGGCAUCAUCGAGAUCGAGAUCAAGCCGCUGCGCAAGAUGGAGAAAAGCAAGUCCUACUACCUGUGCACGUCGCUGUCCACGCCCGCGCUGGGCGCCAGCGGCGCUGGGGCCGCGGGGGCAGCGGGCUCGGCCAAGAGCGGCGCGGGGGUGGCCGGGCUGCAGCCGCCACCGUGGGCCGAGACCACCUGGAUCUACCACGAUGGCGAGGACACCAAGAUGAUCGUGGGAGAGGAGAAGAAGUUCCUGCUGCCCUUCUGGUUGCAGGUGAUCUUCAUUUCGCUGCUGCUGUGCCUGUCGGGCAUGUUCAGCGGCCUCAACCUGGGGCUCAUGGCCCUGGACCCGAUGGAGCUGCGCAUCGUGCAGAACUGCGGCACCGAGAAGGAGAAGAACUAUGCCAAGCGCAUCGAGCCCGUGCGCAGGCAGGGAAACUACCUGCUGUGCUCACUGCUGCUGGGCAACGUGCUAGUCAACACCACGCUCACCAUCCUGCUGGACGACAUCGCCGGCUCGGGCCUCGUGGCGGUGGUGGUCUCCACCAUCGGCAUCGUCAUCUUUGGGGAGAUCGUCCCUCAGGCCAUCUGUUCCCGCCACGGCCUGGCCGUGGGGGCCAACACCAUCUUCCUCACCAAGUUCUUCAUGAUGAUGACCUUCCCCGCGUCUUACCCGGUCAGCAAGCUGCUGGACUGCGUUCUGGGCCAGGAGAUAGGCACUGUCUACAACCGGGAGAAGCUGCUGGAGAUGCUCCGGGUCACCGAUCCCUACAACGAUCUCGUGAAGGAGGAGCUGAACAUAAUCCAAGGGGCGCUGGAGCUCCGCACCAAGACGGUGGAGGAUGUGAUGACUCCGCUCCGGGACUGCUUCAUGAUCACCGGCGAGGCCAUCCUGGACUUCAACACCAUGUCGGAAAUCAUGGAGAGCGGCUACACGCGCAUUCCGGUGUUUGAGGGGGAGCGCUCCAACAUCGUGGACUUGCUCUUUGUCAAGGACUUGGCCUUUGUGGACCCGGAUGACUGCACUCCCUUAAAAACCAUCACCAAGUUUUAUAACCACCCCUUGCACUUCGUUUUCAAUGACACCAAGUUGGACGCAAUGCUGGAAGAAUUUAAGAAAGGCAAAUCUCACCUGGCCAUCGUACAGCGGGUAAACAACGAGGGUGAAGGAGACCCAUUUUAUGAAGUCCUGGGGAUCGUCACCUUAGAAGACGUGAUUGAAGAGAUCAUCAAAUCUGAGAUUCUAGAUGAAACAGAUCUAUACACUGAUAACAGAACGAAAAAGAGAGUGGCCCACCGUGAAAGAAAGCAAGAUUUUUCUGCCUUUAAGCAGACGGACAGCGAGAUGAAGGUUAAAAUCUCGCCACAGCUGCUCCUGGCCAUGCACCGUUUCCUAGCAACAGAAGUAGAAGCCUUUAGCCCAUCCCAGAUGUCAGAGAAGAUCCUCCUCAGACUGCUAAAGCACCCCAAUGUCAUCCAGGAGCUGAAGUAUGACGAGAAGAACAAGAAAGCCCCGGAGUACUACCUCUACCAGCGCAACAAGCCCGUGGACUACUUCGUCCUCAUUCUGCAGGGGAAGGUGGAAGUAGAGGCUGGGAAGGAAGGCAUGAAGUUUGAAGCAAGCGCUUUCUCAUACUACGGUGUGAUGGCCCUCACGGCCUCGCCAGGUGAAAACAAGUCACCCCCUCGCCCAUGUGGUCUGAACCAUUCAGACUCCCUCAGUCGGAGCGACCGGCUUGACGCGGUGACGCCAACGUUGGGCAGCAGCAAUAACCAGCUCAACUCCUCCUUCCUGCAAGUCUACAUCCCCGACUACUCCGUGCGGGCCCUGUCCGACCUGCAGUUUGUCAAGAUCUCCAGGCAGCAAUACCAAAAUGCCUUGAUGGCAUCCCGAAUGGACAAAACCCCUCCGUCCUCGGACAGUGAAAACACUAAAAUCGAAUUGACUCUCACGGAGCUGCACGAUGGGCUGCCAGACGAGACGGCCAACCUGCUCACCGAGCAGAACUGUGUGACGCACGCCAAGGCCAACCACAGCCUGCAUCCGGAGGGCGCCAUCUAGGGCCGCCCGAGCCCGCUGCGGCUGCGGCUGCGGCUGCGAAGUCCUGAGACCAAAGACUUAGUCCCUUCCUGGAAGCCUGGAGGCCAGGGAGGCAGGAACGGUGAGGUGGGCGCGACAGCUGGGGUCGGUGUCCGCGACUGCGAGACGCCACUGCCCAGAUAGAAUCCUGUGUAUUUUUCCAGCUGUACCUGUACCAUUACUCACUCUCCCUCCAUUUGCAUGAAGUUGGAAAUUGUCGCGGUUUAUUUUUUCAAGAGAUCAUGUUUUUUAAAAGUGUCUUUUGCAGAGUUUUAAGUCAUUCUGUCUGAACUCUGCUGUGGUCUGUGCUGUGACCCCAAUAGGAUGGACUUGUCCCCAGAGGGGUGCCCAGCCGUGACACUGUGGAGUGUGGCUGAUGGGUGAGGCACCGCGUGGACCCUGGAGGUGGCCGCGGAGGGACAUCGCGCGCCUCCCUAAGCUGCUGGUUCCCUGAGAGUUGCCCUUUCCCUCCGGGAGGGUGCACACUGCUUGGGAAUGGGAUUUUGCUCCCACCGUGAGAAAUUUUUAUCACCAAAAUGAAUGUUAAUGAACUGCAAGCCCCCUGGUUCAUCAUUGGCCAGCGGCCAGCCGGCUUCACCCUGCCGCCCCGCCCCCAGCCCAGAUGCCCAGCAGCCGCCCAGGGGGUCUCUGUAAACGCGCCGCAUCCUGCCCUUCCUGCUGACGUAGGCAGCCAGCACAUGGGGGACCGUGUCCUUGACUGGGAAGGCAUGUCUAGACUUGUGUUUUUAAGGAGGGGACUUUGGGGACUGCCAGCUACUGCCCUUCCUUCCAGCCAGGGCGCAGCAGUUGUCGUGUCUCCUGCCCAAGGCACGGCAUGACCUCUGCCUGGAUCCCCCGCCCCAGAGGCUCCUGGCGCAGGCUCCGCUUGGCCCCAAACCGGGGCUUCAAGACCAAAUGUGUGCUGUGGCCAUUUCCUGAGUCUCUGUCCUGUUUAAUACCAAAUCUCCCACGUGCGGUGA